Mucor velutinosus is the source of this 1653-nucleotide messenger RNA. RefSeq lists its product as uncharacterized. Gene Ontology annotation, molecular function: iron ion binding; oxidoreductase activity, acting on paired donors, with incorporation or reduction of molecular oxygen; heme binding. Bases 1 to 1653 code for a protein of 550 amino acids. NCBI's taxonomy places the organism in Eukaryota, Fungi, Mucoromycota, Mucoromycetes, Mucorales, Mucoraceae. The record is from RefSeq and is a predicted model, not a curated record. The transcript is spliced from 2 exons.
AUGAUUGAUUCUAAAUUGCUUCAAGACAAUUAUCAAUUGGUGCAAGACACUGUUCAAAAGUACCUCGAAAAGUAUGUGCUGGAGCCAAGCAAUCUGGAGUACUCUGAAGCCAAGAAAUUAGCCAUUCAGCUUGGCGUAUCUACUGCUGUUGCCUACUUUUUGUUCAAGACAAUACUGUACAGACUUUAUAUCAACCCUGUCAAUCGCAUCCCGGGUCCCAAAGUAAGCUGGAUACCUUUUAUGGGCAACUUCCCAGAAAUCAUCAAGGAAGAAGCAGGUGUACCUCACAAGAGAUGGGCCGACAUCUACGGCGGUAUCUUUACAUACCAUGGCCCAUGGAACAUACCUCGAGUUACUGUGACAGACGACGUCCUCUUGAAACAAAUCUUGACCUCCAACGAGUACGACUACAUCAAGACACCUGAAGCAUCUGCUUUUCUGCGUCGCUUCUUGGGAGACGGAUUGCUUACUGCUGAAGGUCAAGCCCACCGUCAUCAACGCAAAAUGCUGAAUCCUGCCUUCUCUGUCAAUGCGAUCCGUUCUAUUCUCCCUCUUAUGGCUAAACCCGGUCAUCGACUUCGCAAUGAAUGGUUGGACAUGAUCAAGGGACCAAACAAUAAGGUCAAGGCAACGGAAGACGGCCAAGAAUACACCGAAAUUGAAAUCUCCACUGGUUUAUCCUUGGCUACGCUGGAUGUAAUUGGUUGGGCAUUUGGUCAAGAUUUCAAGUCGCUGGAGCAUGCUGGUACACCUCUUCAAAGUAAAUUGAGUCAAGCUUACCUCCACAUCUUUUCAAACGAUGUCACCUUUUGGCGUGUACUGUCGUUCCUGUUCCCCAUCUUCAAUCACUUGCCCACCGAGAGAAACUUCAAGAUGAAGAGAGCUGUGCGAUGGCUUGAAGAUGAAAGUAGAAAUCUUGUACAAGCGGGUAUUGACAGAGCCCAGGAAGCAAAGGCAAAGGGCAUUGUUGAUGACAAGCCAAAGGAUCUGUUGGCUACUAUGAUUGACUUGAGAGAUGAAGAUACUGGUAAAGGCUUUACAUUGGAAGAGAUCAGAAACCAAUGUCUUACCUUCUUGGCUGCUGGUCAUGAAACUACCAGUGUGAGCUUGAGUUGGUGUCUGUGGUUGCUUGCUCAAAAUCAGCAAAUUCAAGACGACUUGAGAGCAGAAGUCCGUACCUUGUUCCAUGAAGACGAUGAAACACCCUCGUACGAAGACAUCAACGCAUUGCCCCUCUUGAAUAACGUUGUUCGCGAGACGCUUCGUUUGAUCCCUCCUGUUCCUACUACCAGUCGUGUUACACGCGUCCCUGUUGUCCUCGGAUCUUAUGUCUUACCAAAGGGUACCACUGUCUUUUUAUCCCCUAUCACAACCCACCACAGCAAGCAAAUUUGGGGUGAUGAUGCUGAGGAGUUCAACCCUUAUCGUUGGGAAGGUGAUCGCUUAGGUAAUGCUUACCAGUACAUGCCCUUUUUGGCUGGUGGUCGUCAAUGCAUCGGCUACAAGUUUGCCUUGGUAGAGUUCAAGAUCCUCUUGGCUAUCCUUAUCAGAAACAUCCAAUACAUUGAAAAGCCUAACUUUAAGGUUGGCAAGAAGCAACAAAUUACCUUGAGACCCAAUCCCAACAUGGUUAUCUGGGCCAAGGCUAUUUAA